AUGCCUACAAAAUCAGGCAAAAAAUCUCAUGGUCAAAGUCUUUACAAAAGAUUUGUUGAUGCUUAUAUGAAAGCUCGUCCGGAUACGAAACGUGCAGUAAAGCAUCAUGAUGCUCAAGUUGAAUGGAAUACAAUAAAAUCUAAUGAAGAAUUAGUACAAGAAAAAAUCGAAGAAUAUUUAGAAAUUUAUAAUAAUUUAGGUGCACCUGAAAAUGCAGGUCUUGCACGUCCGCCAUCACCGGAUGAACCCGAACGAAAAGAUGGUCGUGGACGUCCACGUAAAAAUGGUAAAAAAAAUGAAACAUCAAAUAAUAAAGAAAAUAGUGGUGAGAAUAAAUCAAAAAAAAAGGAUGAAGAAUGGAACGGUCUAGAUGAUCUUGAUGAUGAUGAAGAAGAAGAAGAAGAAGAGGAAUCCGAAGAAGAAAUUGAGAAAAAGAAAAAAAAGAAGAAAAGUUAUUAUGUUAAAAAACGUAAACCAGCUGAUGAAGAUAUUAUACAAGAUCCAACAUUAACAGCAGCUCAAGCAACUGGUGGUUCAUUAGAACCAUUACCAAAAAAACUUCGUCAACCAGCUCAAGAAAAAGCUUACAAAGAAUUAAGUGCCAUAAAUGAACGUAUUGCAUCGUUAGUACAAGUUAGACAAAUGGGUUUAUCAACACCAGAAAAUAAAAAACAAUUAAAAAAAUUAAUUGUUGAUCGAAAAAAGAAAGCUUAUGAAUUAAAACGUCUUCAAUCAAAACAACGUGCAUCAAAUAAAUAUCGAAAUAAACAAAAAAAAAUUGUUGAUAAUCUAUUAGAAUCAAAACCGGAAUUAAGUCCACAAUUAAAUAAACUUUAUCGUCGUGGUGUUGGUCGACCACGUGUUGAAGAAAAUUGUCCAGAUUUAUUACAAAUUAUUGAAGAAAUUGCUAAAGUUGGUGGUGCAAGUGAUGAUCGUCGUCGAUCAGAAACAAUUCGUCCUUGUUUAACAUUAGAUGAUCUACGUGAAAAGAUUAAACAACGUGGUUAUGAUAUUAAACGAACAACACUUUAUUAUCGUCUUUUACCACAUCGUGCAUCAUCGAUUGAAGGUCGUCGACAUAAUCAAACUGUUCCUGUUCGCCUUCGUCGUGCACAAAAUGAUGAACAUGGUAAACAUGAAGAUGGUCAUUUUGCAACAGCAACAAUUCGUUAUAUGAAAGAUUUAGCAUCGAUAUUUGGCAAUGAUUGUGUUUUCUAUUUAUCACAAGAUGACAAAUGUAAAGUUCCACUUGGUUUACCAGCAGCUCGUGUUCAAGCACCAAUGUUAAUGCAUUUGGAUUAUCGUAUACGUUUACCAGAUCACGACUGGACAGUUGCACCACGUCAUCAAUUGACACCAAGUGUUUAUGCAGCAUGUCUUUUAUCUGAAGAUGGUGAUUUAGGUUAUUCAGGACCAACAUAUGUUGCUGUACGUUCAGCUAAACAUGAUCAAUCAAAUGCUGAUUCUCAUGCAACUGAUUUUGAUCGUCUUGUUAAUUUAAAAGAAUUUGAAAAAGUUGCACGUGAUGAAACAGGACAAGUUAAACCAAUUGUUAUUGUUACUGUUGAUGGUGGUCCAGAUGAAAAUCCACGUUUUCCAAAAACACUUGUGGCUUGUAUAAGAAAAUUUAAAAAAUAUGAUUUAGAUGCACUUUUUUGUCUAACACAUGCUCCUGGUCAAUCCGCUUAUAACAUUGUUGAACGUCGUAUGGCACCAUUAUCACAUGAUUUAGCUGGUCUUAUUUUACCACAUGAUCAUUUUGGUUCACAUUUAAAUGAUUCGGGAUCAACAGUAAAUGUUGAUUUAGAAAAAUUAAAUUUUCGUAAAGCUGGACAAAUGUUAGCUGAAACAUGGAAUCAAACAAUUAUUGAUGGUUAUCCUGUUUUUGCAGAAUAUAUUAAUCCACCAGUUACAUCAGAAGAUGAACGACGACAACUUGAUGUUAAAAUUGUUAUGGAUGAACUUAUACGACAAGUUUGUGCUGAAGAAGAAGCUGAAGAAGGUCAUGAAGCUCGUAUUUCUGCAGCAGAUGAAUAUUAUCAAGAUAAUGCUCGUCCACCACGUGAAAAAUUUAGUGAUCAACCAAAAUAUGAUAUUGAUGAAUAUUGGUGUGCAAUGCACGUUUUACAAACACAAUAUACAUUACAAAUUGUUCGUUGUAAUUCAGUUGAAUGUUGUGGAGCAUGGCGUUCAAAUUAUAUUGAAGUAUUUCCACAUCGAUUCUUACCAUCACCAGUUCCAUUUGAACGUACACCAUAUGGUGUUCGUAUGGCUGAAAAAGAUUAUCAAAAAGGACAAUUUUAUGGUUCAUUAUUUCAACGUAUUCAAUUUCAUGGUGUUGUUAUUGAAAAUACACAAAAUGAAAUGUUACCAUUUGAUUUUUGUUGUUCAUCCGUUAAGAAAGAAUUACGAAAACGUACAUGUAGAAUAUGUAAUCAAUAUAUUCCAUCAGCUUAUCGAAUGAAAAAUCAUUAUAAAAUUCAUGCCGAACAUUAUGAUGAUUUUGAUCAUGAACAAGAUGAUACAUUACCAUUAACAAAUAUGAAUGAUUCAAAUGAAAAUAAACAACCAACAACAACAGCCGCACCACCAGUAUUUAAAACUGAAAUGUUAGAUUGGCUUCGUUCGGAUUUUGAUGAAUUCGAUUUGGGUCCAGCACCAACACAACUUGCAAGUGAUCGUGUUACACGUAGUUUGAAGAAAUUACGUGUACAAGAAAAACAAAAUGAAGAUAACAAUGAAGAUUGGGUACAUGUAGAAUAA
Adineta steineri is the source of this 2763-nucleotide messenger RNA. Lineage: Eukaryota; Metazoa; Rotifera; Eurotatoria; Adinetida; Adinetidae. The record is from the annotation of a GenBank genome assembly.